CUGCGUCUGACGUAGCACGCAGGCGUUGUUUUGGAGGAGGAAGUGAAAGGGGAAGAGUGAAGCUGGGGUAGAUAGCUCGCUGGCAGAAAAGCCUUCAAGCAAAGUGCCAAAUUUACACAGCAGUUGUAGGUUAUCUGCCUCGUCAAUUUACGACACGGUUUUUGUUAGUGUUUACGCAAAGGGCAACACAUUUUUCUAAGAAUUUGAGACAAGGUUUUGCCAAAUUAACGCUAGCUAACGAGUUCAGUGCCAGCGAGCUAGCUAACGUAACGCCUAUCGCUAGUUAGCCACUGACGCUAACUGUCCUAAACAAUAACAGCUAGUUAGCUCGCAUCCUGGUCGGUUCCCGACAAGAAGUCGCCACUCCGGUGUCCUGCAAGUUAAAACUGUCAAAAAAAUGACAUCCAGGAAGAAAGUGCUCUUGAAAGUCAUCAUCCUGGGGGAUUCUGGUGUUGGAAAGACCUCCCUAAUGAACCAGUAUGUGAACAAGAAGUUUAGUAACCAGUACAAAGCUACAAUAGGAGCAGACUUCCUGACUAAAGAGGUGAUGGUGGAUGACCGGCUUGUUACAAUGCAGAUCUGGGACACAGCUGGCCAGGAAAGGUUCCAGUCUUUGGGUGUUGCGUUCUACCGUGGAGCAGACUGCUGUGUGCUGGUGUUUGAUGUCACCGCACCCAACACCUUUAAGACACUCGACAGCUGGAGGGAUGAGUUCCUGAUCCAGGCCAGCCCUCGAGAUCCUGAGAACUUCCCCUUUGUGGUGCUGGGCAACAAGAUUGACUUGGAGAACAGACAGGUAACCACCAAAAGGGCUCAGGCUUGGUGUCAGAGUAAGAACAACAUCCCCUACUUUGAGACCAGCGCCAAAGAAGCUAUAAAUGUAGAACAGGCAUUCCAGACAAUUGCACGUAACGCCCUCAAACAAGAGACAGAGGUGGAGUUGUAUAAUGAAUUCCCAGAGCCCAUAAAACUGGAUAGGAAUGACAGAGCUAAACCUUCAGCAGAAAGCUGCAGCUGCUAAGGGACAACUUGGACCAUCUUCUCUCUUGGCUUUCUGAAACACCCCGUCACCGGUUACAUCACCUGCACCUCGCUCCCAGGGAAAAAGACUUCCCUACUGGUCUUCCUCCUUCAUGCCAUCGGUUCAUUCCAUCGACACAAUCCCUCACGCAGUACGCUGCACAUGGAUGUACCCCACACACACACACACACAGACACACUUAGUACAAAAAUGAAUACACUAGCGUACACAAGCUGAUAAAUCCAGUGCCCAAAGAUCACACAAAA
Molecule: messenger RNA, 1287 nt
Organism: Perca flavescens (yellow perch)
Lineage: Eukaryota; Metazoa; Chordata; Actinopteri; Perciformes; Percidae
Product: ras-related protein rab7
Exons: 6
Coding region: 398-1021 (207 amino acids)
Biological process (GO): endosome to lysosome transport; phagosome-lysosome fusion
Cellular component (GO): lysosome; phagocytic vesicle; late endosome
Molecular function (GO): GTP binding; GTPase activity
Source: RefSeq, a predicted model, not a curated record